GUCGUUACUGUCACCGUACGAAGGGGGACGAGAAGGGCUGGCCACUCGGGACCGGGUCGUAGAAGAAAGAGAAUGCAGCAGCCAUGUGGCAGAAAUCCUCGACGCCAGGUGGAAGGGGGAUCAGGUGGAGUAUUUGGUAGCGUGGGAAGGAGAACCGGAGUCAGAAAACACUUGGGUAAUGGCUGAAGAUAUCAAUGACGAGGUAUUGAUAGAAACGUUCCAUCAAAGGUUCCCAAGGAAACCUCAGCCUGUGGAGAGGUUCCGGAGGGAAUACUUUGGGACCACUGAUGAAGGGGAGGAGUUGGAAGGAUUCCCGGACUCGGAAGGGGAAGGGGAGAUGGACUCUGAGGAGGAGGU
Messenger RNA from Podarcis lilfordi (Lilford's wall lizard), 357 nucleotides. NCBI's taxonomy places the organism in Eukaryota, Metazoa, Chordata, Lepidosauria, Squamata, Lacertidae. The record is from the annotation of a GenBank genome assembly.